Messenger RNA from Lutra lutra (Eurasian river otter), 3748 nucleotides. It is a transcript of the gene MYLK4, whose product is annotated as myosin light chain kinase family member 4. Bases 223 to 2262 code for a protein of 679 amino acids. NCBI's taxonomy places the organism in Eukaryota, Metazoa, Chordata, Mammalia, Carnivora, Mustelidae. The record is from RefSeq and is a predicted model, not a curated record. Gene Ontology annotation, molecular function: ATP binding; protein serine/threonine kinase activity. The transcript has 15 exons. Gene Ontology annotation, cellular component: cytoplasm; nucleus. Gene Ontology annotation, biological process: protein phosphorylation; intracellular signal transduction; positive regulation of apoptotic process.
AACAUGAGAUCAAGGACCAUAUUAGUUUAAACAGGGGCUCAAAGUGGCAUUUUAGAGAGAGGAUACUUCCUUUCAGAGUGGACACUUGUCUUUUCAGAAGACUUACACCAACUGAGAGUAAAGACUUUUACCAGAGAAUUGCGUAGUCAUCUUGAACUCUGCAAAACUUCCUUUUAUCUGCCGGAAAUUGUACUCUGCACUUGGAGUGGUCCAAACCCUAGGAUGUCCUCCUAUACAUGUCAAGAGGAAGGCACGUUCAAAGCUCAUGAUUGCGUCUUAAUUUACAAAUCAGAGGGAGAUGAAAACCACACUCCAGACAGUAACUUAAUCGGACUCACCACCAAGAUGUUAAAAGUGAAGAGGCUGGAAGAAAUCAACACAUGUUAUAACAGUAACAAACUGGAGAAAAUGGCUUUCUUCCACUGCAUGGAAAAGGUUGAGAAAGUGAAAUGUUUUCUGGAAGAAAGUUCUAGUGAACAGGACUCAAGAUCUGGAAAGAAUGAGGCUAAGGAGAAGUCAUGGUCACAGCUUGGCCUGAAGGAAACAACCCCUGUCAAAGACAAAAGGACAUCGGCCCUCACAGAGAGAUCUUCCCAGAAGAACCAGCCCUCCUCUGAGAAAGAAAAGAUUAAUAAACUCAACGAGAAAGAUUCCAAGAAGACCAAUGCCUCUUUAGUUCAGAGAAGUUUUGCCACAUUUCAUACCGAAAGACCACAAGACAAGGUAGAAGAUUUUGCUCUAAGAAGUUCCAUAGAGCCAAGAGAAAAUAAAGACACAAGAGACAUUUCAAGCACACAGAGACUGAGCAGACAAGAAAACAGUAGUGCUGGAAAUGAUACACAAGCCAUUGUGGAUAAAAAUGAAUGUCCAGUGUUCAAAGGAGAGAAAAAUGGGCUUCAUUUUAAGGAAGAUACUAGUGGAAAAGAAAUUGAGAUGAAAGGAGGACCAGCAAUUGCAAAUGAAACAGUGUUGGACAAGUGUUCAGAUAAAAAGCAGUGUGUUGAUAAAACUAACAGUGAUCAAUUCUGUGAAAGGUGUAUCAGCAAUGUAAAAGCCAUUUCCUCAUUCCAAAUCCUGGAAAACUCAGCACUAGCGCCCACUUUCCAGAACGCUGAGGAAGCAGAACCCACUGGCGGCAGCAAGCGGAGGGUGAUGGAGGAGUGCUUCACCAAAGAGGACAACAAAAAGUGCAGAAUAGAUGUAGCGAGCCCAGGUGAAGGACACGUAUUUAGGACACAGGAAACUGGACAAGCCCGGGGAGGCUUACAAGGCAAACCCCUGGAGUCCACUGGAACUAAGACCUCCAGACAGCAAGAUCUGGUGGCCCUACUGGAUGAUGUCCCGGCUCCUCCCGCCCCGUUUAAUCACCGUAUCGUGACAGCCAAACAAGCAGCCAUCAACAGUUUUUAUACCGUGAGCAGAACGGAAAUUUUAGGAGGGGGGCGUUUUGGCCAGGUUCACAAGUGUGAAGAGAAAGCAACAGGUCUGAAGCUGGCGGCCAAGAUCAUCAAGACCAGAAGCACGAGGGACAAGGAUGAAGUGAAGAAUGAGAUCAACAUCAUGAACCAGCUGGAUCACGUGAACCUCAUUCAGCUCUAUGAUGCCUUCGAGUCAAAGAAUGACAUCAUCCUGGUCAUGGAGUAUGUGGAUGGAGGGGAGCUGUUUGACCGCAUCAUCGAUGACAACUACAAUCUGACCGAGUUUGACACCAUCCUGUUCAUCAAGCAGAUAUGUGAGGGCAUAAGACACAUGCAUCAGAUGUACAUUCUCCACUUGGAUCUGAAGCCUGAGAAUAUCCUGUGUGUGAAUCGGGAUGCUAAACAAAUAAAAAUUAUUGAUUUUGGAUUGGCCAGAAGGUACAAACCCAGAGAGAAGCUGAAGGUGAACUUUGGAACUCCGGAAUUUCUUGCCCCUGAAGUUGUGAACUAUGAUUUUGUUUCCUUUCCCACUGACAUGUGGAGUGUGGGCGUCAUUGCCUAUAUGCUACUGAGUGGUUUGUCUCCCUUCCUGGGUGACAAUGAUGCUGAGACCCUGAGCAACAUCCUGGCCUGCAGGUGGGACUUAGAGGAUGAAGAAUUUCAGGACAUCUCAGAGGAGGCCAGGGAGUUUAUCUCCAAGCUUCUGAUUAAGGAGAAGAGCUGGAGAAUAAGUGCAAGUGAAGCUCUCAAACACCCUUGGCUGUCAGAUCACAAGCUCCACUCCAGACUCAUCACACAGAAGAAGAAUUGUUGCUCUAAUGAGAAGAACCUUGUGACCAAAUAGCCAUGGAAGGCACCCAUUUGAAAGGAAAACUGCUGCGGUUGCUGCUGCGUUGGGAAGAUUUUUGGAAAAAUCAGCAGUUCUGAUGCCUUGACCCCAAUGAUGACGGGUGGCUAUGGGGGCUGGGGGUGACGCUGCAUUUGAACUUGGAGCACCCAGUUCAGGGGGUGCCUACUGCUGUGGUUCUGGGGGUGUAGACAAGCCCCAUGCCCCUUUCCUCACAUCCCCACACCCCACGGUAGGACACAAUUGGGAAGAUGUUUCCUUGACAUCUUGAGUUUUCAAUGUUUAUUUUUUUAUUUUAGUCGCUGGGAUAAGGGGUACAUGAUUUCUGCUCUUUCUCAGCUUACUAGAACAAUCAGACUGGAGAUUUACUGGAGACUUUUAAACCUGGAGGAUACCUUGAGAGGGAGAAAACUGCUUCCAGUCCUUAAGCUAUGCCUUUCAAAGGGGUGAUCAUAUCACUAGAAGAAAAUUAUGUCCUUUGUACCUUUGAACACUUGGUUUCUCAGAUUUUGUUUUUUUGAUUUGGUCUGAAAUCAGGUGACUCCAAAUGAUAAAUAAUUUGCUUUCUGGAACUUGAGCUGUCUCUGAAUCCUGAGGCAAGAGGCAUCAGACAUCGUGUCUUCCAUUUAUUCUGAACUUUUCUCCCAGUUCAUUGGUUUCUUCCAAAUAGCAAUUCUACUUUCAAAUGAGUGGCAUGCAUUUCACGAGGCACUCUCUGCUCUCUUCUGACUGAGCAUUCAUGAGAUGAAAGGCAUUAGUUUUCACCACUGGAGCAAGAGGUGUUUGCUUAUGGCUAGUGUUUAGAAUUUAGAAUAAUGGUAACAGUCACAAGAGCUUUCCUCAUGCUGCUGUUGUCAACGAGAGAUGGGUCAUGAGCAUCCCAAGGAAGGAUGGCACUUUGCUUCCAGUGUUGAAACUACUUUGACAAUAAUGCUCAGGUUUCUGGUUAAAUUCCAACAUUUCUGAAGCCCAAUGAUCUCACAUGGCUCAGUGGUUGUGAAGAAAGAACACUCAGAAAUCAGAGGUGAGGCAAACACUCCUGCUCACUCUUUGGAUAUGAGAAUGAUUCCAGUUGGAAGCUUCUUGUUCCUGAGCUCAUGUGCCAUCUCAUUACGGAUUUUUAAUAACGGAAGUGAGCCCUACCAUAUAUAGCACAGAAAGGCGAGGGCCUCUCAAGGGUGAAAUGUGUGUGUCAUUUCUUGAUGAAGAAGAGGCCGUGCAGAGCCACACGAAACUCCUAUCACACAUCCAGCCUCAUGAUCACCAUUCAGCUUCUUUUUUUUUUUAUAGAUAAAAACAAGAUGCUCAUUUUAUUAUCAACAGUUUUUCCUUUACAUGGUGUCUUCUUAAAUCAAUUCUUAAUUCUUAUUUAUUUUUUUUAUUUUUUAUAAACAUAUAUUUUUAUCCCCAGGGGUACAGGUCUGCGAAUCGCCAGGUUUACACACUUCACAGCACUCACCAUAGCACAUACCCUCCCCAAUAU